GUUCAUAUGCAUAUAAAGCAAUACGAAACAACACCAUAAUUUGGUUCUUUGUUUUCGUGUUCUUCUCUGGAAACACGGGAGAAGGACAUGAUGCAAAAGAACAACAAUACAAUGCGUUAGGAGAUUGACAUGUGAUGAAGGUCACAUUGCAUGCCGAGAAUAAAGCUGAAUUGAUUUUUUUCUUUUCUGGGGUUUUCAAAUAAGGUUGGUUGCUCUGAUGGGAAAUUGUUUUGGAGCACGUUCCAAGGUUGAUGAUAAACUUCUGAGUUUCCAACCCAGUUCUGCACCUUGUGAUGCUACAAAAGUUCCUCAUAGAAGCACCCAGUUGUUAGCUCAUACAGGUCCGACGGCGCAUGGAUACAGUAAAGGAGGUAAACCUGAGAUUCUCCCCACUCCAAGAUCUGAAGGAGACAUACUUUCGUCCCCACACUUAACAGCCUUCACAUUCAAGGAUCUUAAGAAUGCCACUAAAAAUUUUAGUCUUGAUAGUCUAAUUGGAGAAGGGGGAUUUGGACAUGUCUAUAAGGGGUGGAUUGAUGGUCAAUUCCUUGGGGCUACAUGGCCUAGAUCUGGAAUGGUUGUAGCUGUGAAGAAGCUUAAGCCUGAAGGUUUUCAAGGGCAUAAAGAAUGGCUGUCUGAACUCAAUUAUCUUGGCCAACUUGAUCAUCCGAAUCUUGUCAAACUUAUUGGAUACUGCCUGGAUGGAGAUAACCGACUUCUAGUUUAUGAGUACAUGCCCAAUGAAUGCUUGGAAAAUCAUCUGUUUCGCAAGGAAAAACUACUUCCUUGGGCAACAAGAAUCAAAGUUGUUGUUGGUGCUGCUCGAGGUCUCACCUUCCUACAUGACUCUGAUCAACAAAUUAUCUACCGUGAUUUCAAGGCUUCUAAUAUUUUAUUAGAUUCGGAAUUUAACGCAAAACUCUCAGACUUUGGAUUGGCCAAAGCAGGACCCACUGGUGAUCGUUCUCAUGUUUCCACUCAAGUCCUGGGCACGCAAGGCUAUGCUGCCCCUGAAUAUAUUGCUACAGGUCGGCUGACCACGAGGUGUGAUGUCUAUAGCUUUGGGGUUGUGUUGUUGGAACUACUCUCUGGGCGCCAUGCUGUUGACAUAACAACAUCUGGAGUAGAACGUAAUCUAGUUGAUUGGGCAAGACCCUAUUUGGAUAAUAGGAGGAAGUUGUUCCGGAUCAUGGACACCAAGUUAGAAGGACAGUACUCUCAGAGGCAAGCUUGUGUAAUUUCAAGCCUUGCAUUACAAUGUAUUAGUGAGGCCAAGAUUAGACCACAGAUGUCUGAGGUUUUGGCUACCUUGGAGCACCUUCCAGUCAUGAGACAUUCACGUAACCCGUCUAGAGCAGAGGAAAAGUCCACAAGUCCCAUAAGAGAAGGGAUCUGAACUCUGAAAGUCCAAUGGUAAAAUUCCCUUUGAGACAUAAUCAUCAUUCUCAUUUGUUACAGUUCUGAGAGGCUCCCCCAUUGCCAACCUCAACAAAAUUUGUGAAAUUCUGAAAUCCCAAAGAGGAAAAUAAUACAUGGGAGUUUUUUCUCUUCAAGUAUGCCUCUGUAUAUCCUCUUCCUUUUUUUGUGCAUGUUUGGAUACAUAGUAGAAAAUCACGGUGAGCUUAAAUCACGGUUGAUAGAAACAACUUCAAUUCCCUUAAUUUUUGUGAUUGUCUAUCGUGAUUUUGACUUCACCCUGUUUUUUCACCGUGCAUUCAAAUAUGCACUGUGGGUCGUCUUAGGUGAUAGCAUGUAUGAUUAGAGUGUUCUGUAGACUUUUACCUUAACUUUACUUUACCUGUAGAGUCAUAGAGACAUAUCAUCACCCUCAAAACGCAUUGUUUUGUCCAUUCUGUAUCAGGAGGAAUUACUAACUGCGUGUUUCAAA
Messenger RNA from Lotus japonicus, 1888 nucleotides. RefSeq names its product probable serine/threonine-protein kinase PBL3. The transcript is spliced from 6 exons. Gene Ontology annotation, molecular function: ATP binding; protein kinase activity. The record is from RefSeq and is a predicted model, not a curated record. NCBI's taxonomy places the organism in Eukaryota, Viridiplantae, Streptophyta, Magnoliopsida, Fabales, Fabaceae. Gene Ontology annotation, biological process: protein phosphorylation. Bases 218 to 1396 code for a protein of 392 amino acids.